Molecule: messenger RNA, 3288 nt
Organism: Cydia pomonella (codling moth)
Lineage: Eukaryota; Metazoa; Arthropoda; Insecta; Lepidoptera; Tortricidae
Product: gustatory receptor for sugar taste 64f-like
Exons: 11
Coding region: 1890-3215 (441 amino acids)
Biological process (GO): detection of chemical stimulus involved in sensory perception of taste; sensory perception of chemical stimulus
Cellular component (GO): membrane
Molecular function (GO): taste receptor activity
Source: RefSeq, a predicted model, not a curated record
UAAUAAUUGUCAGUUCACAUUUUACUUUUUAUGUUUAUGUAGAUUAUCACCUAUACACCACCAUAUUACAAUAAAUAGUUAUAACCGAGCAAAACUCGGUCGCCCAGGUACUAUACCUGAUUCAUGAAGGUCCGUUUUUUUAUCGCUUAAUGGUCCGCGAUAUGAUCUUUACAUUGAUAUCUAAAUGUUUCAGCUUCCAGAAUAUCUCGCAUGGGCGAAAAUAUUAUUGUAUAAAUUUAUGAGUACAAAGAGCAGUUCGUGUUUAGAGUCCAUUGUUGAAAACACAUAUAAAAGAUAUCAAAUUAUCUAACUGAAGUCUAGAAAUCAUAAGGCCAAACAAAUUAUUUAAAAAUAUUAAAAUUGAGUAAAAGAAAAAAAUACGCAUUAAGUACAGAGUGGGCAAAUACGAGUGAUACAUUUUGUUUUUAAAUUUCAAUUAUAUUAUGUGCCAAAUGUACUAAAUAUUUUUUCAUAAAUAUAUUAUUCAGGGUUGGCAAUUGUAUACGGAUGAUAAUUUCUGCCAAAUGUAUACCUCUAGGAGGAAGCAUUUUUUUUUUCAGAUGUUUGUGUUGUUUAAAACACAUUGUUUGCUCGAUUAAUUUUGAGAAACAGUGACAGUGAUUGGGACCCAGAUUCCAGGCCAAAAGGAAUAACGUUGUAUAAAGUAUGGGACAUCUAUGUAUGAAUUUCCAAAGGUGUUUGUUCUUUAAUUUUCUAGCUGAGCCUGCUGAGCCAGUAUCAAAUUCUAGUCUUGUAUUAGAAACCGCAAACCGGAGGCGACAUAAAUACGUUUAGUACGCUAUUUAAUGUUUGUAUAUUAUCAUCUCUAUGACCCUAAGUAAUUAACUGUACCUACAAAUUAGCGACAGUGCCUUAUGUGCUCGACACGCACUUUGGGUGUGAGUUUGAAAAAGGAUUCUAAUAUUAAUUUUACCCAUCUCUAUUCAAUACUCGCAACAUAUUUAUUAGAACGUGGCGGCCACCAUGACAAAGUAUUAGUAAUACCAUCUGAGCGUCCAUCUUACGCUCGCUGGUAUCAUCAUAUCACAAAUUGUCCGAAUAUUAAUAAGUAAUUGUGUAAAAGCAUACCCGACGGCCACUUUAAUAACGACAAGAAUAUUAACUAAUAACCUUACCAUGAUAUUGGACUUGCGAAGAAUUUAAUGUAACGGGUUCGGCAUGUUCUGUGAGUGAAAAGAAAAUGUAGGUAUCUUAGCAGUCUUUCUACUAGUACUUAUAAAUGUAAAAAUUUGUAUGCUUGGAUAUUUCCAUGGCCUUGGAUGGUGCAACAGGACAGCACUACAACAAGGCCGACGAGAGUAUGAUUUUUCGUUUAUUCAUUCGUUCAUUUACUUCAUCAUUGGUUGGUGCGUACAAAAGAUCUUAAUAUUGUAUACUGCACUGAAAUAAAAAUAAGAAACUAAUUAACUAACUCACUAACACUAUUAAAUAUAACAUACAUAAUAUAUAUGGCCGGCCGUAUUUAUUUCAACGCGAACGAAUUCGUAGAUAAAUGUUUUCCAAAAACUUAUCGUAGAACUGUGAAGUCUUAACUGCAAAAAACUGUAUUACACUAUAUUACUGUAUUAUACUGAUUUUACCUGUAACUAUGAGCAACUAUGACAACUCGUAUGUACCAAUUCAAACGCCGCGGCAUGCAUCCUAUAUAAAAUGUUUUAAUUUAUGUAAUUUCAGUAUUAUUUCAGCACUUACAAAAUUUAAAGAACUACCAUAAUCGUACUCGUAGCUCUAAAAGGAUCUCUAAAGGUCAGACACGGAACGAAGAGUAUAGUUUUACUAAUGGUUUGUGUCCAUUAAAACAAUGAUGGCAUUGAAACAAACGAUUAUUGGGAAUUUGUGUUGGUGUAAGCAAGCUGUUAUCCUAAAAAAUGACUAAAGCUAGCGGUGCAAAGAAAAGUUUCUCCUCGUGGAUAUUAAAGAAAAACAAAGUUCAUGUUGCUAAAAUACCCGUGACCAACAAAGCAGUAACCUUACAAGAUUCAUUGAGACCAAUCUUGAUAAUCGGGCAAGCGUUCGGUUUAUUUCCUGUUAUCGGAUUAUACAGCAAGCACGAAGCUAACUUGAGGUUUUACUGGAUAUCCUGGAAAUGCAUUUAUUCAUUGAUACUAUUGAGCGGGCAAAUAUGGAUGUGCGUAAUGUGUUUUAAUAAAAUGUUUCGCUCGGAAACUACAUUGCAGACUACAUCACCAGCUAUCUUCUAUGGAACAACAUGUAUAUCUAUAGCAACGUUUCUACAAGUAUCUUUAAAAUGGCCUAAAUUAGUCAAGCACGCGAUUCAAACAGAAGAUCUAGAUCCCAACUUUGAUACAAGAUUGACAUCAAAAUGUUACAUGACUUGUGCCGUUGUUCUCCUCCUAGCCAUUAUAGAAUACAUUCUUUCUCUGCUAUAUGCGUUGAGGGAAGCCAUAGUGUGUUAUUCACAUACACAUACUAGUACGUACGAAGGAUUUAUGAGAAUAUCUUAUCCGUGGGUGUUUAGCUUUAUGCCAUAUUCCAUUCCACUGGGCAUAAUAACGCAGUUCCUGCAUUUUCAAGCAACGUUCAUUUGGAACUUCUCUGAUCUAUUUGUAAUUUGUACGAGUUAUUACCUUACUUCACGCCUGGAUAAUGUCAAUCGAAAGUUACUAAUAGCGCAAGGCAAGUACUUGCCGGCAUCAUUCUGGCGGAGCGCGCGCGAGGAGUAUAGCCGCGUGACGCAGCUUAUAAGGAAAGUUGACCAAGUCAUAAGUGGAAUAGUCUUCAUAUCUUUUGCAAACAACCUAUUCUUCGUGUGCUUGCAACUGUUCAAUACUUUAGAGAAUGGAAUAAAAGGUACUGGAGCUUGCCGUGCUAGUCGUCUCAAAGGGACGACACUGUUUGCCGGUUAUGAGGGUCCCGCGUACUUCAUCUUCUCUCUGGUGUACCUCAUCAGUCGAUCUGUAGCGGUUUCACUAAUCGCAUCACAAGUAAACAGCGCAUCUUUGCUGCCUGCCCCAGUUUUGUAUGAUGUCCCGUCACCGGUGUACUGCAUAGAGGUUCAAAGAUUCAUUGAUCAAGUUAAUGCAGAUAAUGUGGCAUUAACCGGACUGCAGUUCUUUACCGUCACUCGUGAGUUGCUAUUAACGGUUGCCGGAACAAUAGUCACGUAUGAGCUAGUAAUGUUGCAGCUUACACCUUCAGCUCAAGUACCUACGGCUAAUGGGACUAUGACAUAGAAAAUACAUGCACAUUUUUUUAUUUUAUUUAGUACCUUGUUUUGUUUUUAUUAAAGUUACUUUUGUUUAUGUC